Molecule: messenger RNA, 1669 nt
Organism: Oncorhynchus tshawytscha (Chinook salmon)
Lineage: Eukaryota; Metazoa; Chordata; Actinopteri; Salmoniformes; Salmonidae
Product: flocculation protein FLO11
Exons: 9
Coding region: 74-1669 (531 amino acids)
Source: RefSeq, a predicted model, not a curated record
CUGCUGCUGGUGCUCUUAGCAACCGUGCCACGGCAACGGAGCACCACGACAACGGAGUGCUGUGUCUCCCCUUAUGGAGCUUCCAUUGGGUGGGCCGGCGCUGAGGCACUACACCCGCAGCAGACCUAGACCACACCGACAAAACCAACACCUCCGCCCCAGCAGACCACAGGAAUCGGUGGUUGACAAUGAAAAUGGAAUCCCUAAUCACAUGGGGCGAGUUGAUGAGGGAGUUGAAGAGUUCUUUACUAAGAGAGUCCUUCCUGUCGACACCGUGAAAACACAGAAUGAGUCUGAGGAACCUCCCAUUACUGAACAGGAAGUGGAAGUAGCGCCUGCUAGCGCCGCCCCUUGCCCUGCCCCUUCCAGAACCCUACGGAGGAAGCUGGGCGAGUUCUUCACCCUUAAAAAGCGGAGGGCUGUGAAAUCAGAGGGAAGCCAAGAGGGGAAGGCCAAGAAGACCUCCAUCGCCGACCUAAUUCGGCCUCUUAGGGAGGCCACCAGAGCUGAAAAAGAUCAAGUGAAAGAGAAGGAGAGUGUGGAUGACAGCUUUGUGACAGGAGAUCCAGUGGAAGCAGAAACCCCUCCUGAUGGUCCCACUCCACUGAGGGGUGAGGCUCUACCCCGUCGUGCACUAAGAGAGGGGAAGUCACAGUCUCUCAUUCUGCUCUCUGGAUCCGCAGCCAACGCUGGGAACACCAAGAACACUGCACAAGGGAAGAUUCAGAAACACUCGUCUGACAGCCAUCAUGGCUUUGAGCAGCGCCUCCAGCUCAUGCUACAACGUAUUGGUGUGUCCAAAGCUCAGCCAGGGGAGACACAGAGUCAGGAGGGAGAGAUGAAAAAAGCUGAAUCAGAGGGCACUAUCAUCGAUAAUAAACCUGAGCCCCCACCCACAUUUAUGAAGCCCCGGACCAUGUCCACCUCAUCAGAUACGAGACGAGCGGUCAGACAGAGUGUGUCCGCACAUGAGUCAGCUGGGAAACCUGCUCUGCCUCCUAAGCCAAUAAUUAAGCGAGGCCCAACCCCACCUCCCACUAUCUCCGGUCAUCUCACCCCUGAGAAUGACCUAUCCCAAAUACAGGAAGGAGAAGCAUGUUCCCCCACAGACCCCACCACUAGUAUCACUGAUACCCCUACCAGUUCUAAACCUAUCCCCACUGACAUCACUAUUCCCUCCCCUGUCCCAGAUCCCACUAACUCUUAUAUUCCCUCUGACACCAUCAUUCUCUCCCCUGUCCCAGAUCCCAUUAACUAUUCUAUUCUCACUGACACCAUCAUUCCCUCCCCUGUCCCAGAUCCCACUAACUCUUCUAUUCCCACUGACACCAUCAUUCCCUCCCCUGUCCCAGAUCCCACUAACUCUUCCAUCCCCGUUUCUACUACUGCUACUUCCUCUAAUUCAACCCCCAAUGACAUCAUCCCCUCUACAAUGUCUGCACCUACCCCUAUCAAUACUACAGCGCCCAACCCCAACACCACCACCUUCAUCUCCAGUACUAACCCUGCCACAACCACUACCAAUACCUCCAUCACAACUACAUCUGGCCCUAUGAAUAUUACAACUUCCACCCCCCCUACUGACAUGAACUUUGACUCUAUCCUCACUAUCACUAUCCUCACAGUAGGAAAUCUGCAACUUUACAAGAAGGUUGUUGUUUUUUCCUAG